This is a messenger RNA of Panicum hallii, 902 nucleotides long. RefSeq names its product peptidyl-prolyl cis-trans isomerase FKBP13, chloroplastic-like. The transcript is spliced from 4 exons. The coding region runs from base 45 to 677 and encodes 210 amino acids. Lineage: Eukaryota; Viridiplantae; Streptophyta; Magnoliopsida; Poales; Poaceae. The record is from RefSeq and is a predicted model, not a curated record. Gene Ontology annotation, molecular function: peptidyl-prolyl cis-trans isomerase activity. Gene Ontology annotation, cellular component: chloroplast.
GAGAAGGCGAGCAACGGCAACGUGGCAGCAACCAGCAGGCAGCCAUGGCUCCGUCCACCUCCACGUCGCCGCUGUCCCGCCUCCUCCUCAGCCUCCCGAAGCCCGGCUCCGCGAGGCACCCCCGCGCCUCUCCCGCGGCGCCGUGCCCGGACGGCUCCAAGAGCCCCGGCGGCGCCGGCCUCGUUCUCCGCCGGCGCGAGGCCGCGGCCGCGGUGCUGUCCGCCGCCGUGCUCUCCCGCUUCCUCCUCCUCCCUGCGGCGGCGGAGGCCGCGGAUGGCGGCGAGUGCCCGCUCGAGGUUGCUCCGUCCGGGCUCGCCUUCUGUGACCUCGUCGUCGGCACCGGCGCCGCCGCCCAGCAGGGCCAGCUCAUCCGGGCGCACUACACGGGGAGGCUGGAGGACGGCACGGUGUUCGACAGCAGCUACAAGCGCGGGAGGCCGCUUGUCUUCCGCGUCGGCGUCGGAGAGGUGAUCAAAGGAUGGGAUCAGGGCAUAGUAGGCGGCGAGGGGAUCCCGCCGAUGCUCGCAGGGGGUCAGCGGACGCUCAAGCUGCCGCCGGCGCUGGCCUACGGCGAGAAGGGGGCGGGGUGCAGAGGCUGGGAACCCACCUCCUGCGUCAUCCCGCCCAACUCCACGCUCCUCUUCGACGUCGAGUACGUCGGCAGAGCCGUCAGCUGAUGAAGAUCCCGAUAGGCCAUCUGAGCUCUCUGCUUAGUGUGGCUUGCUGGCUGUGAUCGUGUCAAGGGAGCCACAGACACGACUCUGUAUUUUCUUUUCUUUUGUGUGUGCUUGGUACAUACUACUAGUUAGUAGUGUACAUGAUCGUGACUCGCCGGUAGAAUUAAGGACAUGAUGAAAUGUGAGACCAAAAUGCAUGCACUGGAAUUCGUCAGGAGCUCCCAA